Messenger RNA from Darwinula stevensoni, 2089 nucleotides. The record is from the annotation of a GenBank genome assembly. Lineage: Eukaryota; Metazoa; Arthropoda; Ostracoda; Podocopida; Darwinulidae.
ACCAACUAAUACAGCAAUGCGAUCAACUGGGGUGAUGCGUUGGUGGCGAGGACUCCUGCUUCACAGAAGUCUUGUUUUCCGUGUGGUAAACUCAGUUCGAACUAUUAAACGACUUGUGGGAUUCCUCAAGGGUGAGAGUAUGUCGAGCAAAGUGGCCAUCGAGCAGAUCGGGAAGGGUAUGAUAUCAAAAAUCCAGUUCGCAGAGGAUGAAGCCGUCGGCGCCAGACGUGUCACCCUCAGAUUCCUCGACAGAUUCUCUGGGAAUGGCCUGGGACGUUCCGCGUACCGGGAUUCGUCUCCAUUCAGGAGACUCUUCUGGCUCCUAAUAUUUCUCGUCGCCACGGGCCACAUGGUUUACCUCAUCGUCGACGCGAUCAAGACUUACGACUCGGGCCCGAAGGCGACCAUGAUAGAGCUGAACACGGACAAGGAACUGGAUUUCCCGGCCGUCACGAUCUGCGCCUACAGUCCUCUGUGGAAGAACCUAGAAGAUGAGCCGACACUGUCCAAAUUCAAGAAUCUCUUCGAGCUGAACGAGAACCUCGAAGGAGCGCUCGAUGACAUCUUAAAGCCCGAGGACACGAGCCACCUGACGACUGUCGCUCUCCCGUUAAACGACGAUACGAACCGGGAUAUGGGGCCGAAUAACUGCAUCAAGCCCUUCGUUCGCCUGUACCCAAAUGAUGCCCUGGGUUCCUCCGGACCGACGGGACAAGUGGAUGGACCAACGUCAGAGCUCUCCUCAUACUCAGCUGCCACUACGACUGAAAUGGAUUCAACUUCUCAUGAAAUUCCACAAGCCAGAGUCGGCUUAAAUUAUUACUCAGGCCCUAAUUCCCCCACAUCGACAAUGAACUCCUCAACGAACAUCGCAUCGGCCAGAAUCGCGGCGGCGCAGUUUCCAGCUGACGGCCGAGUCGACAGCUCGACUCCGUUUGGUAUCUCUGAGGUUUCGGGGGAAGAGAACUACGACGAGGACGAACUCCGGAAAAUCUUCGAAGCCGAUGGGAUCCGAGUGGACUCAGGAGACGAAACGAAAAAUGGAACGAGAAAAAUCAGCAACGAGACUGUUAAAGUUGACGAUUUUCUCUCGAUGCUGCUUCUGACCAGCUCCUACACGUUGAGCGACUUCCGGGAAUAUUUAAAUCUGGCCGACGCCGUCAGCGACAUCAUGAAGUCCAUACAGCAUAGCAGCUUCAAUGAUGUACCUUGCAAUCCGGAGUAUGUGUCUGAUAUUAUCUGCCUGAGGAAGUACCGUAUGAGCGACUUCAGGGUCAAGAACGACUCAAACUAUGGGCAAUGCCUGACCUACAACUACAAGGGCGACAAACGCGUCAGCCGGUCUGGGUCAUCGGGCGGGCUGCACCUGAGGCUGGUCUGGAACGCCAAGAACGAGUUGGUCCUCCUCGCCCAGGCGAAGGGAUUCCGUGUCGCCCUCCACCAUCCGAAGGCGGAGCCCGACCCCCUCGGGGAAGGCUUCGAUGUCGGCCUCAAUAUGAAUUCAUACGUUGGCGUGAGGAAGAUGAGUUUUGAACGCCUUCGUCCAGAUACAGGGGGGGAUUGCGCCUUCGAUUCUUACCUACAGGAACGCUUCGACAAGAGGAUUUUCAAGGUUUCAGAUGAAAAUAAAUAUUCCAAAAAGCUCUGUCUGGAGCUGUGCAAGCUUUGGCGCAUACAUCAGAAUCCAACUACUCACUGCUACUUGGAGUCUCCUCUUCUGCAAAACGAAGUGAACGUGUCGGAAUAUUGCAACAGGCAAGCUCGCAUCAAGUCCGUGGACAUCCUUAAGAACAUCAACAUGGAUGAGGAGACUUCUUGCUUCUGCCCUCAACCCUGCACGGAGGAGAGGUAUCAAUGGUCUUUGUCGGCGGCGCAGACAGUUCCUCGGCACGCAUUGCUCUUGGACCUCAUCGCCUGGUUGAGGGAGAAGAAGGGGAAGACUCCAAGCGAAAAGGAUCUCAUGACGGAGACCUUCUGCGGCCAACCCACAGAUGACGCGAGCAUUGCUGUGGUGAACAUCUACUACGAAACGAUGACAACUGAGCGAAUUGCAGAAACUCCUAUGUUUUCUGUGAGCGAAAAAAAUUCG